AUGCCUGGAUUCGCGGAUUCGUUUUGGACGCCCGACUAUGCCACGGGCCUCGGAGUGCUUUACGGAAAGCUGCAGCAGGGUGUGGUGGAGAAUCGGCAGAUCUUGACUAUCGCGUCUAUGCGGGCGGAUGCAGAAGAGCAAUAUGGCCUGCGCAUGGGAGACAUCGCUCCCAGUGUGGAUAAGCUCACUGCAGUGGGAUUUGGCAAGGAUGAUGGGGCCAGUGUGCGGAAGGCCUACGAGGGAGUCCGUUCCGAGAUGGUCGAUUCCGCCCGGAAUCACCAGAAAAUGGCCAGCAAUAUCCGUGAGCUUGUUGUGUCGCCUUUCCGACGAUGGAGCGAACAGCACGAUAUUCGGAUCCAGGCCUCGCAUGACAACCUGCAGGUGCGGAUCAAGGAGCAUGCGAAACAAGUGGAGUUGGUGAAAAAGCUGCGCAGCCAUUAUUUCAACAAGUGUCGUGUGGUGGAGGACCUGGAGGAAGAGAACAAGCUGGCUUUCCAAGCUCCCGAGUCGAGCCCCAAGGCCAAGGCGACGCCGAAGAUCGUCCUCCCCGUCGAGGAAGAGCCUGAGGAGGAGCCCGUCGAACUGGGUGAUCGCGUCUAUCCUCCCGAGGAGAUAAAGAAGCUUUUGAAACACAUGCUGGACAACAUUAAGCUGGGUGAGGCGAAGGUGCCCAUCAUUGGCAUGUACCAGAACACGUCAACGGGCGCGGAUAUAGUGGAGUACAUACAAAACCACCUGAGCGGCAAUAGCCUUCCUCAAGCAGAGAGGAUCGGUCAGGACUUGGUGGACAAUGGCUUUCUUCGUUUGAUCGGUAACAUGGGAAACGUCUUUGCCAACAGCUCCAAGAUGAACUACCAAUGGCGUUCCAAGGUAUUCCAGAUCACGGGUAUCCCCGAGAAGAAGAAGCCUCUGAUGCGUGUUUCCUCGAUGGCGUCGAGCGAAGACGGCAGCGAAUCACCCAUCUCGUCGGUCUCGGAGAUGCUGUCUGGCUGGAACCCUCUCAACAACCCCUACCCGAACGAGACUCCUGCUGAGAAGCUCCGGAGAGAGGCCUCGGAGGCUGAUGAGCGGUACAAGUCGGCUGUGCGUCGUCUUGAUCAGCUCCGAUGCCGCCUGGAGGAGGUGAUCAUUGAAAAUCUACGCUUCAUGGAGCAGUGCGAGCUGGAUCGGCUCAAGGCCAUCAAGGCCGUGGUCCUUGAUUUCUCUGGCGCGAUCAGCAAUGUCAUCCCCAACCUCCAGAGCACGGUCGACCAUAUGAUGCUGUACCAGGAGACGAUUCAGCCUCUGGGUGAUUUGAGGUAUUUGUUGGAGAAUUACCGAACGGGAGGGUUCGUUCCUCGGGUCCAGGCGUACGAGAACUACUAUGGCUCCGUUGAAGACCAAAACUUUGGUGUCGACCUCGAAGCUAGAGCCCGCGUCGACCGGAAGCGGGUUCCGAUUCUUGUGACAACCAUUCUGACCUACCUCGAUAACCGCUACCCCGAGCUUGAAGGCGACGAAGCACGUCGUGCUAUCUGGAUUCAUGAUGUUUCGCUGGCGUCCACGCAUCAGCUGCGUAAUACGUUGAACAACAGCAAAGUCGAUUAUCGCGAGGUGCUUCCGAAAUACGAAAUUCCCGUUAUUGCAAGCGUUUUGAAACUGUACCUUCUGGAAUUGCCAGACUCCCUUGUUUCUUCACAAGUAUAUGAAAUCGUGAAAACGAUAUACUCCACGACCGCUCAUGAGACAACGGAAGAAGGGCGGCUCAAGGUCCUGCAGAGCACGCUUGGACAACUCCGCCUCGUCAACAUUGCUACACUUGAUGCCAUUAUGACCCAUUUUACCCGCCUGCUUGACCUGACAUCGGCCGAUGAACAAUACAUCGCGACGCUGGCACAGAACCUGGCUUCCUGUGUUCUGCGGCCUCGUACGGAGAGUAGCCUGACGAUGAAUGAGCGCCACAGCUACCGAUUGAUUCGUGAUCUGUUUGCUCACAAGGAUGUCAUCUUUGGCGAGCUGAAGCGACAAUCGAGUGCGCUCGGCAUUUCCACCUCCACUAGCCGUCCUCGUGCUAUCAGCACUGAUGAAAGUAACCGCCGCGCUGCCAUGGAAGCCCGCCAACGCGCCAUCGUCAAUCGCAGCCGGGCCACUAGCCCUGCGGCUCGCACACGGCACCGCCGUGACCGUUCCAGUGGUGCCUCUGAAUCUGGCCGGUUCCCGAUCAAUGUUGCGAGUCCGUCGGAGCGUCGCUCGACCCGAGGGAAUAGUUUGGACGUGCCGAUGUCGAACAGCAGUGACUCCCCGACUGCCCCUCCUCUCCCGACUGUUAACACCCAGACUGUUGAGCCUGUGACCAACGGCGCGGGCAGUAACUCGCCCGCAGUCAUGAGCGCCAGUGUGUCCUCGGGUUCAUCGAGCCCCCCUCCUCCCCCAGAGACCGCCUCGGACGGCUCUCCAACGCCGACCCCAACUCCUGCCCCCACGGCCACCGAGUUUGAGAAGCGCAGUUCUGUCCCCCGCUCCGCUGGUGCACGCUACACUCGCAAGCCCGGUCUUGGCAGCCUGUCUAGCUUCCCCACAAGUGCAGCAUCGGAUGCAGACAGUAAGCGAAGCAGUCUUGCCGAGAGCGAGCCCAAGGGCGUGACUCUGGAGGACAAACCCAUGGAUGAUUAA
This is a messenger RNA of Penicillium alfredii, 2652 nucleotides long. RefSeq names its product GTPase-activating protein RGD2. Bases 1 to 2652 code for a protein of 883 amino acids. The transcript has 5 exons. Gene Ontology annotation, cellular component: division septum; cytoplasm; cell division site. The record is from RefSeq and is a predicted model, not a curated record. Gene Ontology annotation, molecular function: GTPase activator activity. NCBI's taxonomy places the organism in Eukaryota, Fungi, Ascomycota, Eurotiomycetes, Eurotiales, Aspergillaceae. Gene Ontology annotation, biological process: small GTPase-mediated signal transduction; cytoskeleton organization.